Sus scrofa (pig) is the source of this 7330-nucleotide messenger RNA. RefSeq names its product glycosylphosphatidylinositol specific phospholipase D1 (gene GPLD1). Gene Ontology annotation, cellular component: extracellular matrix; extracellular region. Lineage: Eukaryota; Metazoa; Chordata; Mammalia; Artiodactyla; Suidae. Gene Ontology annotation, molecular function: GPI anchor phospholipase D activity. The record is from RefSeq and is a predicted model, not a curated record.
GAAAGAAAAGAAUCAACCCUACAAACACCUUGAUUUCAGGCUUCCCACCUCUAAAAAGGAGACGAGAAAUGACUAUUGUUUAAACCACCAAGUUGGUGUUACUUUGUUAUUAUAGCCCCAGCUGAUACUCCAGCCUCUGUGAGGAGCUGAGUGAGGGAGCAAGACUCAGACAGGGAUGCUGCAAGGCUCAGGGUGGACAGAGUCACGUGGGGCUCAAAUUCCACAUCCUCCUCUUGAGCAAGAGAGAAGUUACAGAUGAUGAACUUGGGGCCUCUGUCAGCCAGUCUCCCCACCUGUAACAUGGCUUAAGCAUCUCUCACAGGGCCGUGGAAAGAACUAAACAAAACACACGUGACGCACCGAGAACAGUCCUCGGCUGUGGAAGGCAGGAUAAUGACCCCAAAGAGGGCCUCAUCCUAAUCCUUGCAACCUGUGAGUAUUUUACUUUACAAGGCAAAAAGGAUUGGGCUGGUGUGAUUAAGGUGAGGAGAGAAGCCUGUGUUAUCCAGGUGGGCCCCAUGGAACCACCAGGAUGACUAUAAGAAGGAUGCUGGCGGGUCAGAGGUAGAGAAGGUGGUGUGAUGGCACAAGCGCAGGCCGGGAUGCUGUGAAGUCAUGGACCAAGGACUGCAGGCAACCUCUGAAAAAGGCAAAGAACCCUGAAGGAAUGCAGCUCUGCGAGCCCAUUUUGGACCUCUGACCCCCAGAACCAUUCUGGUCCGGACUGCUGAUUGCGCUGGGCUCCCUCUGCCCUAGAAGUUCCCCCUGUGGCAUUUCAACACACGUAGAAAUAGGACAUAGAGCCCUGGAGUUUCUCCACCUUCAGCAUGGGCAUAUUAACUACAAAGAGCUGUUACUUGAACACCAGGAUGCAUAUCAGGCUGGAACUGUAUUUCCUGAUUCGUUUUACCCCAGCAUCUGUGAAAGAGGACAAUUCCAUGACGUGUCUGAGAGGACUCACUGGACCCCAUUUCUUAAUGCAAGCGUGCAUUACAUCCGGGAGAACUAUCCCCUCCCCUGGGAUAAGGACACAGAGAAGUUGGUAGCUUUCUUGUUUGGCAUUGCCUCUCACAUGGUGGCAGAUAUCAGCUGGCACGGGCUGGGUAUUGAACAAGGAUUCCUUAGGACAAUGGCAGCUGUUGAUUUUCACGGCUCCUAUUCGGAGGCGCACUCUACUGGUGAUUUCGGAGGAGAUGUAUUGAGCCAGUUUGAAUUUAAUUUUAAUUACCUCGCACGGCACUGGUAUGUGCCUGUUGAAGAUCUACUGGAAAUUUACAAGAAACUCUAUGGCCAAUCAGUCAUCACCAAAAAUGCCAUUGUUGACUGCUCAUACCUUCAGUUCUUGGAAAUGUAUGGUGAGAUGCUAGCUAUUUCCAAGCUUUAUCCCACUUUUUCUUUGAAGUCCCCGUUUCUGGUGGAACAAUUUCAAGAAUACUUUCUAGGAGGACUGGAUGAUAUGGCGUUUUGGUCCACGAAUAUUUACCAUCUAACCAGUUUUAUGUUAGAGAAUGGCACCAGUGACUGCAUCCUACCUGAGAACCCUCUGUUCAUCGCAUGUGGCGGCCAACAAAACAACACACAGGGCAGCUCGCAAGUACAGAAAAAUGAUUUUCAUAGAAAUGUGACUGGAGCCCUGACUAAAGAUAUUGAAAAACAUAUAAACUAUACCAAAAGAGGAGUGUUCUUUAGUGUGGAUUCCUGGACCUCGGAUUCCUUAUCCUUCAUGUACCAGAGUUUGGAAAGGAGCAUUCGGGAAAUGUUUAUCAGCAGCUCUCAGCCAGUGAAGCAAGUUUCUAGCCCUGCAGCAUCUUACUACUUGUCAUUUCCUUACACAAGGCUUGGUUGGGCAAUGACCUCAGCUGACCUCAACCAGGAUGGACAUGGAGACCUGGUGGUGGGCGCCCCAGGCUAUAGUCACCCAGGCCACAUCCAGGUGGGGCGAGUGUACCUCAUCUACGGCAAUGAUCUGGGCUUGCCCCCUGUUGAUCUAGACCUGGACAAGGAGGCCCACAGGAUCCUGGAGGGUUUCCAGCCCUCAGGUCGGUUUGGCUCAGCCGUGGCCGUGCUGGACUUUAACAAGGAUGGUGUGCCUGACCUGGCAGUGGGAGCCCCCUCGGUGGGCUCCGAGAAACUGACAUACACAGGUGCUGUGUACGUCUACUUUGGUUCUAAAUACAGAGGAAUAGCUUCUUCCCCCAAUAUCACCAUCUCUUGCCAGGACACCUACUGUAACUUGGGCUGGACACUCCUGGCAGCAGAUAUGGAUGGAGAUAGGGAGCCCGACCUGGUGAUCGGCUCCCCUUUUGCACCUGGUGGAGGGAAGCAGAGGGGAAUUGUGGCUGCGUUUUAUUCUGACGCCAGCCACAGCAACAAAGAAAAGCUGAACGUGGAGGCGGCCAACUGGGUGGUGAGAGGCCAGGAGGACUUCGCCUGGUUAGGAUACUCUCUACACGGUGUCAAUGUGAACAACGGGACCUUGCUGUUGGUUGGGAGCCCAACCUGGAAGAAUGCCAGUAGUUUGGCCCAUUUGUUCCGAACUCGGGAUGAGAAACAGAGCCUGGGACGGGUGUAUGGCUAUUUCCCGCCAAACUGCCAAAGUUGGUUUACCAUGUCUGGAGACAAGGCAAUGGGGAAACUAGGGACCUCCCUGUCAAGUGGCCACGUGAUGGUGAAUGGGACCCGGACGCAAGUGCUGCUGGUUGGGGCUCCAACUCGAGAUGACGUGUCUAAGGUGGCAUUCCUGACCAUGACCUUGCACCAGGGUGGAAGCACUUGGAUGUAUGAACUGAAGCCUGACUCGCAGCCUUCUCUGCUCAGCACCUUUAGUGGAGACCGCCGCUUCUCCCGAUUUGGUGGAGUUCUGCACUUGAGUGACCUGGACAAUGAUGGCUUAGAUGAAGUCGUCAUUACAGCCUCAUUGAGGAUCACAGAUGUCACCUCUGGACUGAUGGGGGGAGAAGACGGCCGUGUUUACGUAUAUAAUGGCAGACAGAUCACCUUGGGAGACGUGACAGGCAAAUGCAAAUCAUGGAUAACUCCAUGUCCAGAAGAAAAGGCCCAAUAUGUACUGAUUUCUCCUGAAGCAGGCUCCAGGUUUGGGAGCGCUGUGGUCACUGUGAGGUCAAAGACAAAGAACCAAAUUGUUGUUGCUGCUGGAAGGAGUUCUCUGGGAGCCCGACUCUCUGGGGCGCUUCACAUCUACAGCCUCGGCCAAGAUUAAAGAUGUCGUUCUACCUUCCUAGCCUGCCCCUCUCUCUCACGCCGAGUCAUCUCCAGGGUGAGCGUUCUGGUGGACAAAGUGGCACAUCCAGUGGACCCUGGUCGAUGCUACUGGAGGUGGGGCCCCUGUGAGUGGAGACACACACACUAACAGCCUGACCAUCUGGAAAGAGGAUACAGACAAGGGUGACAUCAUCAAAGUAUGUGAAAGAGUGGAUGCUCCGGUUAUGCAUGUCCCCUUCCAAAGUUUACUUUCUGGCUUCCUUUGCCUCUAAGCUUACUCCUCACUUGUUUCCUGUACUCAGAUCUGCUGUACGACCUAUUUCCUCUUCCAAAGGAGCCACCUAUGUCUUUCUGAUGCCUGGAAAGGCCCCUCUCUGAUGAUCUUGUAGAAAAACCGCUGUUAACAAUUUCUCCUAAAAAAAUGCUUUUAAAAUUGGUGACCAUUCCAAUCACAGUGACACAGAAAGCACAGCAUACAUGAAAAAGCACAGGGAGAAACAGAGCGUGGAGAAAAGUACAGGGCUGAGGGCUAACCUCACAACUCCAAAAAGCAUGCUGUAAAGGAUGUGGUCCUUUCUUAGGAGGACUAUUUACUGUAUUUUUAAUGUUUCACGCACUGAAGGACACAUAUAAAAAUCGUCUUUGUCUGUCCUCAGUUGCUUUUGGAGAAAUGACCGUUCUGAGAGCUGAUGACCCUCUGCUAAUCUGCAGUGGUCCCACAAGGUGCCUGGGGGGCAUUAGGCUGUCACAAGUUGUGCCAACAGAACUAGAGAAGGAGAGAGAUCUGUCUUGAGGCUGAAAAGAUCAAAAGGGAUCAAGAAGAGGGGUGCAGGCCUGGGCUUCCCUUGUUCCUGGGCUGGUCCCAGUCGAUCAGAUCUCCUCUGCACGUCCUGCAGGGCGGCAGAGUUAAGGGAAAGGAGCGUACCCCAGAAUUUCAGCUUCACUAAAACUUUGCAGGGAUUGUUACUGUCAACAGCACUUAGUGAAUUCUAUAGCUGUUGGGGAAGAACCUCUUUCUUCUGACACUAGUGAAAGGAUACUAAAAGUGGGAGAAAAUAACACAUGCCCAGUGCCCUUCUCUUCUCAGCUUCCCAAGCGGCAGUACAGAAAUUGGUCAGGGACGGGGAUCCAGCUGAAGAGUGCAGUUAAAGUAGAAAUCGGGGGAAAGCUACUGGAAUUACAAUUGCGAGCAUGAGGUGAGUACAUACAGGGAAACAACAGGCAGAUUAGAUACCCAGACAGGACCGUGGAUCACUCCUGGCACCGUCUCAUCUUUCUUACACAGGUAGGCUAGCUGCGUGAGUUCCCUACGGCACAGCAAAAACCACCCAGAAAAUACCUUUUGGUUUUCAGUUAACAAUUACUGGCAGCUCAACCUAUUUGAAGAAUUAUUUUUAAUUCAAGGGAAGUUUCUUUUGAGGGGAUUAAAAUUUACUUAGUUGUACUGACUUACGAGUUGAGAAGUCUGAGUGCAGAACAAGCUGACAGGGCACUUUAGUUGAGGUAUGUUUUCAGCACCAGAUCUUUUCCUUAGAAGGAUGCACGCCUUCAACUGCCGUCGCUCUAGAAGUGUCAGGCUUCACUAAAUGAUAGGGACUAUGUUUAAACAGGAUCAUUCUUUACCUGAGGAUUUAUAUUUUCCUCAAUGCCUGAGCAUACCAGAUAAGCAAGCAGCAGGAUGUUAAAUUUUAUGAAGUCGGAAGUUUUCAUGUAGCAUAUUUAAUGAUCGUAAUCUCAUAUUCAAAAAUUAUAAAUAUUGUACUCUUGUGUAUAUGAUAAAUAUGUAAAAACCUAGCAUACAGGAAAAAACCCUCAAUACUUGACAAUCUUAUUAUCCUGAUAGGUGAAUUAAAUUUUCACGUUACUAUGUAUUAACUGUAGUUGUAAGCGGUGAUUCUAAAAUGCUUAACCACAAAAAUAGAUACCUAAUAGAGAUUAAAACCCUAACACAAAUCUGAACUUCAACAAUUUAACUCAAAAUUGCCUUUAUUUCAAGAUACCAGGACACAUUUACAGAAUAGCAGUUUUUGUCUAUUACCUGUAUAUAUGUAUGCAACCACCUUCUCCAAGGCUUUAGAUGGGAACUGUUUUCUGCCAUGUAUCUCAGACCUAAAGAGAUCUGAAGCAAGUUUGGAAAUAAACUCAUGGCUGUGAAUUCCCUAUUCCAUACUCUACCCAUUAGACUACCCCAGUAGUUAUUAAUUACUGAAGUAAUGAAAAUCCUGAAUUUAAAGCGAGUUUAAUAUUCCAAUUCCAAAACACAAGGCUGUGUACAACUCUUAGAAUAACUCAUGAAAAUAAAGAGCUUUUAUAAUAUUUAGUGGUCAUCAGUUUUGUUUUGUUUUUUUUAAAGAAUAACAGCAUCUUAAAAUGAUGAUGUCUAGUUUUGCCACCUUUUCUUUGAAGCCUCCCAAAGACCAUCUGCUAAGACUAUCAUUCCCUGUACUCAUACAUGUUUAAAGAGGAUACGCUUACCUGCUUACUCAUAACUGUUUGGUAUUCUUUCACCUUACUUACAAAUAGUUUAUGAACUCUGAGUUUAAAACUGAAAUUUUUGGGGGGCAUAGGCUCUUUUAUUAUUUUUGAGGGCUCUUUAACAACCAUCUAGAUUGUUAACUAAAGUAGGGCUAGUUGCCAUCUGGAAAUCAUCCUUAAUCUAAUCACCUUCGAAAAAUCUAUAAGCCAUCAUUACUUUCCCUUUAUCAGACUUAUGAGGUAGAUGCAUUUAUUUUUCCUUUUUAGUGAUGAGUCAUGACUCAUCAAAAAAUUAUUUUACCCAACUCCACAAACUACGUAACACCGGAAAGAAAAAAAAAGACCAAAAUUCUUUUAUGCCUGGUCUUAGUCAAAUCAAAUUUUGCCCUCUGACUUCCAAUUCUUCACAUGUCACAGUUAAGUAGUAUUACUUAUUUUACAGUAAUAACAUAAGAUCAAAAAUAGCAGCAUGCUCCGAGGUGUGCCGAAGAAAAGUGUGGCCUGUGAAAUCUAAGUGUUGUCAGAUACUUUCCUUGAAAAUUAAACAGAUGUAAGAUGCUAGAGAGUGCUGUACAUCACGUUUCAACCAACAUACCACAAAGUGCACUUUAAGACAAGCCCAGCCUGCUCCAUGCCAUCCUAACGUCCUCUCAUAACCAAACCCUGGAAGAGGGAAAACUACUUGUAACUAUUUUUCCUUUCAAAUCAGUUAGUGGAAGAGCAUUUUAACUCCUUGCACCAAACAACCUGGUAAAUGGACCCCUAAACUUCCUUACAUGACAGAUUAAGUUAUCAGGUAUCCCCCACAGUCAGCAGGGGACAUAUUAUUUAUUACUACACUUACAGUACCAAGGCUGCUGUGGACAUUCCAGAACCUUCUACAUAUGCCAUCUCUGGAAGACAAAGAUAACUAUAAUGUUCUCUUGCAUAACUGUACUUAACCUCUAGAAAACAUAGUAACAGGAUGGAAAUACUUUCUUUCAAUUCUAUUUCCAAAGGCUUUAAUUAUAGCCAAGCAAAGAAAAAUAGUUUCACAGACUGAGAAAGUAAAAUCCUGAUUAACUGGAAUCUGUAUAAAGCUGAUAUUCUCAUUUCCUUCUUUUUACUCACCUUACAUAAAAAGGGGGCAAAGAGAAGACAAGUAAGGUUAUGUCAAAGACUGAUUUAAAGCACAAACUCCCAGAGUUUAAGAUUAAUACACACCUUGCUAGCUUUUCAGUUACCUGAGAGGAAAUUCAAGAGAACAUGACUCCCUGUCCUAAGAACUAUGGCUACCUGGUCUCAUAACUGUGGGCUGUCAAGUUUCCAGGUUUUGUUUGGUACAAGUCUGUACUUUUGUGGACAUAUAUAAAUUAAAACUCAAUACCACAAGCUAUUUUUAUGUUAAUCUCUCCAUGCCUUACAUAUCCUUAAGUUUGUAGGAAAUAAAAUUUUGGCCUUUUACAAAGCCAGUGCUUUGCUUCUGUACUAAGAAUUCUGAAAAUGCUAUUAUCUAAUAUUGUGACUGCCAUGUUUUUAUCAACAGACAUUAUAAUUUAAAUGUCAGUGAUUUUUUUUCUCAAGUCUCUGACUCUAUAGAAGAAAAUACGAGUAUCAGGUGUUUUCUGUGACUACCAUUAAAAAAAAAAAAAAA